Ailuropoda melanoleuca (giant panda) is the source of this 1510-nucleotide messenger RNA. RefSeq names its product phosphatidylinositol-4,5-bisphosphate 4-phosphatase 2 (gene PIP4P2). Lineage: Eukaryota; Metazoa; Chordata; Mammalia; Carnivora; Ursidae. The transcript is spliced from 7 exons. Gene Ontology annotation, biological process: phosphatidylinositol dephosphorylation. The record is from RefSeq and is a predicted model, not a curated record. Gene Ontology annotation, molecular function: phosphatidylinositol-4,5-bisphosphate 4-phosphatase activity. Gene Ontology annotation, cellular component: lysosomal membrane; plasma membrane; late endosome membrane. Bases 173 to 946 code for a protein of 257 amino acids.
GCCUCCCGAUCCCGCACCCUCCCCUCCCCCAGCCUCCUGCCUUGUGACACAUCCCGGGUCCUCCCGGAGGCGGCAGCAGCAGCAGCGGCGGCGGCAGCACUAGCCACCACCUCCGCGGGAGCCGCAGCCCCCGGCUCAGCCUCCCCCCGGCCCCGCCGCUGCUGCAGCAGUCAUGGCUGCGGAUGGGGUGGACGAACGCUCGCCUCUGCUGUCAGCAUCCCACUCGGGAAAUGUUACCCCUACGGCCCCGCCGUACUUACAGGAAAGCAGCCCCAGAGCGGAACUCCCACCUCCGUAUACAGCCAUUGCCAGUCCCGAUGCCAGUGGUAUUCCAGUAAUAAACUGCCGCGUGUGCCAAUCUCUCAUCAACUUGGAUGGCAAGCUUCACCAGCAUGUGGUUAAGUGCACGGUUUGCAAUGAAGCUACGCCAAUCAAAAACCCCCCAACAGGGAAGAAAUAUGUUAGAUGCCCUUGUAAUUGUCUCCUCAUUUGUAAGGACACAUCUCGGCGAAUAGGAUGUCCGAGACCUAACUGUAGACGCAUAAUUAACCUUAGCCCAGUAAUGCUUAUAUCUGAAGAACAGCCAGCCCAACCUGCAUUGCCAGUCCAGCCAGAAGGUACAAGGGUCGUGUGUGGGCAUUGUGGAAACACAUUCCUGUGGAUGGAACUGCGGUUCAACACUCUGGCAAAAUGCCCACACUGCAAAAAAAUUUCCUCGGUGGGUAGUGCACUUCCACGAAGACGCUGCUGUGCAUAUAUUACCAUCGGAAUGAUAUGUAUUUUCAUUGGAGUUGGAUUAACUGUUGGCACCCAAGAUUUUGCGAGGCGAUUUCAUGCAACCUAUGUUUCUUGGGCAAUUGCUUAUCUCUUAGGGUUGAUCUGCCUUAUCCGAGCUUGUUACUGGGGAGCCAUAAGAGUGAGUUACCCAGAACACAGUUUUGCAUAAGCUUAUAGUUCAGUGAUGCAGGUGAGAGUAUCUAGCAGUUCUUGAUAAGCUACUCUGGACAUCUUUGAAUCAUUCAUCCUAAUGGAUUCCAUUCUGGUUUCUGUAUAAAGUUUCAAGACUUUGGGAGUAUUUUAUGAACAAAUGCUCAUUGCACUACAUUAUAUGCAAAUAGUUUGUUCUGCUGCUAGGUUUUCAAGCUCUGAAUAAUAAACUGUGUCUUCAUGUCCUUUUACAUCUUUUAAAGAUAUUUUUGGAUUUGUCACCAAACAUUACAUAUAACAUCGCCCUUCCAUCAUUUUUAAAUCAGUUAUUCCAUUACUUGCUGAUCUGUGAGUAUUCCCAAGGAGUGUUUAUAAAUGUUUCUACAAUAGCUUCACAUUUAUACUCACAUUUUAAUUAAAUAGUAUCAAAAUUGCUUGCUUUAAAAUCUAAGCAAUAUGCAUUUUGCUUGAACUGCUUACUGUAACUUUAACCUAAGAUCAUAGUGACCUUAUUCAGGAAAAAAAAAUUGAGUGUACCUUCAAAGACUUGACAUUCUUGUCAGAUAAAAACCAUUUCUAGAUA